Penicillium roqueforti is the source of this 1944-nucleotide messenger RNA. Its product is annotated as transcriptional regulator family TF. NCBI's taxonomy places the organism in Eukaryota, Fungi, Ascomycota, Eurotiomycetes, Eurotiales, Aspergillaceae. Gene Ontology annotation, biological process: positive regulation of transcription by RNA polymerase II. The record is from RefSeq and is a predicted model, not a curated record. The transcript has 3 exons. Gene Ontology annotation, cellular component: nucleus. Gene Ontology annotation, molecular function: DNA-binding transcription factor activity, RNA polymerase II-specific; transcription cis-regulatory region binding; zinc ion binding. Bases 1 to 1944 code for a protein of 647 amino acids.
AUGGUAGUGCCCCCUUCGCAUACAACCUCCCAGAAACAACUCUCGGACCAGAAGAAGCAUAAGCGCACCCGGAGCGGCUGCUUCACCUGCCGUUCGCGCCGGGUCAAGUGCGACGAGAACCGUCCAGUCUGUGAACGGUGUAGGAAAGGGAACCGCGAUUGUGUCUAUCCGUCACCCACCGCAUCGUCGUCCGCAUCGUCCGUACCCUCGAAACCUAGCUCACGCUCCACAGCCAAGUCGCGUGCAAGUCGCCCGCACUCUCACGGCAGUGAUUCAUCCUCGAAGGUAGACUCCGAGUCUCUCAGCCCUUUGCAUCCCAUCAUCGACGAAGAGGAACCCGACAGUUCUGUAUCCGAAUCCCGACCGUCGCCAGCAAGCGCCACAACCACAUCACAGCCGGACCUGCGUAAGAGUCAAAGCGCACAAUCACUUCGGAAACAUGGUGCAAGACCCGCGUCCGACACUAGUUCUUACAUCAAAGAACAGAGUAGUUCGCCAUCAACUGGGUCACCGCGCUUUGAGUCGGUGAGUGUGCGCUCGGGCAGCCUUGGACAUUCCACAACCGAACUGCUCAACAACGCACGCCUACCGGACGAUUUGCGAUUCUAUUUAAAUUUCCACCAGGAUUUUAUGACUCCUCCGCAUUUCUUCUUGCGACAUAAUUCUUCCUAUUUCAUCCACCACAGUCUUAUCGAACUUGCAUUGCAAUAUGAGCCUCUCCUCUACGCCCUGGUGGGCUUUUCGGCCUACCACUAUUCUUUACACAGCCCUGGGGGGAAGCUCUACACAUUUUUGAAAUACUAUAAUAAAGCCUUGACUCUCCUACGAAAAUCUUUGAGUUCUGGAGAGGAGCACAGUGAGGCUACACUAUGUACUGUUCUAGUUCUGACAACCUUUGAGGAAUUCAUUGGCGACUGGAUGAAUAUGAUCGAUCACCACCAGGCGGCACAUGCAUUCAUGCGAAAGCUAAUCACACCAGAGUCUGCCAACAUGAACGAGCUACAUACCAAUAUCUUCUUAUGGUACGCGCGCUUUGAUGUAGUCGUGGGGAUUUUGUCCGGCACCGAAACAGUCCUCGGUCGAGAUUGGUAUCUUGCAAAGGAGCAGCAUGAUGCCGAGCAAGCCGCUUUCUAUCCGGAUGAUCCAUCCAAACAACUCGCCCUUGUAGCAUCAAUCAACCGACGAUUCGGCUUGGAUAUGGCUUCCCUCUAUGCGAAGUUAUCUCGCGGCAUGUUAUCAAUGGAACAAUUCGCCAUUCAGAACGACCAGCUGGGCCAAUGGCUCGAGCAGGCCAAGACGAUUCUUAGGGGAUUCGAUGAUUACGAAUACAAGAUCCAACAUUACCCGCAGAAGCAACCCUUGACCGAAGAUGACGUUAUCGAUCCAUACGUCCCAGGUGUCUUGUAUCGAGGUCCUUUGUGGGAUUUCAACUAUGCUUGGAUAGACAUUCUCGCCACCGAGACAAUGUACAAGUUCCAGACCAUGCAAGUCCUGCAGCAGCCUUUGCUUGAAGACUUGCAAACAUUGGCUAAGGAGCAAUGUCGCAUAAUCGAGACGAUGAUUCGCUGGCCUCACAAGGAAAACGGAUAUUGCAUCAACUUUAAAAACAGCCUUGGCAUGUUGGGCAUGUUCCUACCCACGGAGCAUCAGCAUAAGUAUCAAAUGUGGGCCCGACGCACAUUAGCGUUGUUAGAGCAACAUGGGUACAUCAUCGUCCCUAGUUUCCGCGCCGGGCUAGCUGCCAUCUGGCAAGUUCCAGAGGUUAACUAUUGGUGGCUCCCUAACGAUGAAGGGUAUACAAGCAUUGUCCGCGAGAUUCGCUCCUUGACCGACGAACGCUCAACACAGCCACGCGAUGAGAAACGUGAGACCGUUCGUGAUAUGAAGUCCCUCUUCGGGAAGUUGAAUCUGGAUGAAACCGACGACGACAAAAGCCCACCAUAG